AUAAAGACGCGGGGGUCCUAUUGGAACGGAACGGAACUACUGGGUGUCUGUCGAUCCAGCCGGAAGGGUUAAAGUGUGGGACUCGCCUGGGUUCAGAAAAAGCACGUGGAAGCUGGUUGCCCUUUAAAGAGACGCGCCUGCUUUUCGCUCCUGAAUAUGCCCAAAACUGCCAAAGCAAAAGGAGGGGAGCAGGAGAAGAAAGCCAUCCAUCCUUACAGCAGAAAAGCGGCUCAACUUACAAAAGAAGCACACAAACAGGUUAAAAAGGAAAAAUUGAAAAAUGAAAAAGCCCUUCGGCUCAGCAUUGUGGGUGAAAAAUUGCUUUGGUUUCAAUGUCACCUUGAUCCUGACAAAAUGGAAUACACAAAAAAUGAAGCUUCUGAAUUAGUAGAGAAUUAUUUGCAGCGAUUUCGUGAUGAGUUGGAGCAGAUUGAACUGCACAACAGCAUUAAAGGCAGACAGUCCAGACAACACAGUUCCAGGGAAACCGUAAUCAAGCAGACCAUGGAACGUGAAAGACAGCAGUAUGAAGGCUAUGGCAUAGAAAUCCCUGACAUUAUAAACUGUAAACAUCUUCGAUAUUUCAGAGACUGGGAUGGUGAUCUGAAGAAGCUACCGAAUAUUAAAAUGAGAAAGUUAUCCAGUAAAGAUCUCUGUAGCAAUAGAAUGGAAAAAGCAAAUGUUGAAGCUGAAAAUGAAUUGCCUGCAGCACAGGAGUAGACUAAAGAGAAAUUGCUGGGAUAUCUGAAACAGAUUGACAAGCCAGUGUUUUAACUGUCUGUGGCAGCAAGAAGAAACCUUCCUUUCAAUCAACCAUGAGUACCUGCAGUUCUGAUCACUAUGACAAUUUAUACUGCAGUUUGUAAUAUUGCAUUGUCUUUUUAAAAAACGUUGUGCAAUGUGUGUAAGGUUCAUAAAAAUACUUGAUAUUAUAUUGAUAAACUAAA
Messenger RNA from Pantherophis guttatus, 947 nucleotides. RefSeq names its product translation machinery associated 16 homolog (gene TMA16). The record is from RefSeq and is a predicted model, not a curated record. Lineage: Eukaryota; Metazoa; Chordata; Lepidosauria; Squamata; Colubridae. Gene Ontology annotation, cellular component: nucleus.